Molecule: messenger RNA, 1971 nt
Organism: Rotaria socialis
Lineage: Eukaryota; Metazoa; Rotifera; Eurotatoria; Philodinida; Philodinidae
Source: the annotation of a GenBank genome assembly
AUGACGACAACAAUCAUCGUUUGUCUGAUAUUGAUGUUGCAAAUGUUUACUGGUUAUGGUGAUGACUCAAUAAAUCUAUUAGUUCGUUCAUCUAAUGAUUCAACUAUUCGUCGAUAUUGUGUUGAACUUGCUAAAUUACCGAAUGGUCGUACAAUCAAUGUUACAAGUUUUGGUUGGCAUAAUCCAUACAUUGCAUCAUCAUCGGUCAAUGCUUGUAACAUAACUGAUCUAGCUGACUCUUUACCACAAACAUUUCCAAUACUGACAACUCUUAUUAUUUAUGAGCAUCAAUGUAAAAUGACUGAACAUGCAUGGCAUGUUGAAAAACAAUAUGGAAAAAAUAUAUCUUUAUUAAUUUUAACAAAUCGCACAAAUACUCAUUAUGAAUUAAAGUUUAAUACAACGGAUAUGCCUGUAUCAAUACCUGUACUUAUAUUAGUGCAAAAAGAUUUUAAUAAAAUCAGUAAAAUAUAUACUAAUAUGAGUGAUAUUGAAAUAUCAAUGAAUUAUGCUCCUGUUAUUCCAAGAAAAUUUCGUCCAGCUACAUUAUUAAUGUUUGCACUUGUUUUCAUUAUAUUACUAUGUGGAAAUCAUUGGGCUGCUGAUGAAUUUAUGAGUAAAAUGCGAAAAAACAAUCCAAAAACUCAAAAUGUACCAUCCAAUUUAAAUACAAUACCGACAGCAAAUGAAUUUCAAGAUAGUCCUGCACAAGAAACCAUCAUACCAAAAUCAACCACAAAUGCUCAUGAUGAUGGCGAUAAUAGAUCAUUACGAAAUACGGAACCACCGAUUCUUCAUUUGUCCUAUUGUAUUAUUGUAUUUAUUUUAUGUUUUGCUGUUGGAUGGCUUUUACUUAUUUUUUAUUUUCCCAAAGUUAUGGUCUACAUUCUUCAAGCUCUUUUCUGUAUCGGUGCUUUUUCUUCAUUAAUUACAUGUCUUACUCGCUUGAGUUAUUUUGCUCCAAUACUUCGCCGCUAUCAUAUUCAACCACAAACUUUUCAUAAGCCAUGUGCCUGUAAAUUAAGUGCAAUAAAUAUUUUUACCUUGUGCGCAAUCAUUCUAUCAUUAACUACUGUUGUCACUUGGUAUGUAUUUCGUCUAGCUGAUUGGGCAUGGAUUCUACAAGAUAUUCUUGGUGCCGCUGUUUGUGUAACAGUUAUAUCAGUUUAUAGACUUGGAAACAUGCGUGUUAUUACAUUAAUUUUACUUGGCUUCUUUCUUUACGAUAUAUUUUUUGUUUUCAUAACGCCUUAUAUUUCAUUUUUUCAACCAUCACAUCCAAAAAAUGCAUCAACAACAACAACAACAACAACAACAGCAACAACUAUGAAACCAUUGACAUCAACAAUAACAGAUAUUACAACGACGAUAUCGUCCAUCAUUUCAUCAAAUAUUCACAACUUGAAAGCAUCUGAAAAAGUAUCCAGAAAUCCAUCUGUUAUGGAACAAGUUGCUUUAGGUAUCGGAGCCGAUGGUGAAGUUGUUCCACUUUUGUUUGCUUUACCUUCAUUUAUACCCGAAUCAGAGAUGGAUCCUUGUAUGGCAAAUAGAAAGUCAAUGCUUGGCUUCGGUGAUAUUAUUUUACCGGGUAUUCUAUUAACGUUCUGUAAAAUAUUUGAUAUGGCAAUGGACCAUCGUUGGUCUAUUUAUUAUAUACAAUCAAUGAUAUCUUAUUUUAUUGGUUUAUCUUUAACACAUAUUGCGCUGUAUUUAAUGAAUACUGCUCAACCAGCACUUCUUUAUUUAGUUCCAUGUAUACUCUUAUCAACAAUUAUUACUGGCAUAUGUCGCGGAGAAUUAAGAGAACUUUAUACAGGAAAACGCAUUCAAUCAUUACUUGAAGAUAAACCAAAGACGUCACUAUUGCACAGUUACGAUAAUUCAGUUGAAGAUCAAACCAAUCAAUCAAAUGAUGUUGUUAUUGGAAUCAGUGAUACAGUCGGAACUGUUAAUGGUGUCGAGAAUCAAUAG